Molecule: messenger RNA, 7320 nt
Organism: Truncatella angustata
Lineage: Eukaryota; Fungi; Ascomycota; Sordariomycetes; Amphisphaeriales; Sporocadaceae
Exons: 3
Coding region: 274-6984 (2236 amino acids)
Biological process (GO): L-glutamine metabolic process; 'de novo' pyrimidine nucleobase biosynthetic process; L-citrulline biosynthetic process
Cellular component (GO): cytosol; cytoplasm
Molecular function (GO): metal ion binding; amino acid binding; ATP binding
Source: RefSeq, a predicted model, not a curated record
UUUUGAAGUUGAAACCAGAGCGGUGCCAAAAGCUCACCGAGUUUUUCUGACCUCUUGGAACUCUAUUCUUACAAGAAUCGCCAGUCAACUUAGAGGCGGAAUGAGAACUUGAGCCCAUCGACGAACUGCAGCAAGACGAGCGCUCAUCACCAGGGCUUCUGAGCUGCAUUGUUCCCCAAUCUUCCCCAUAGGGGCCGUCUCUUCUCUGCCGAGAGUAAGCGCGGGGUGCUGUGACUGAGCUACUUUUACAGACCUUGGACACAACUCGAAAAGAUGGAGGUUGUUCAUCACCAUCCCGCCUCGGCGCGGGUCGUCGACGCGAGCAAUGAAGGUCUCAUAUGCCUUGAACUCGCAGAUGGCUCGACCUACCAGGGUUACAGCUUCGGUGCCAACAAGAGUGUUGCCGGAGAGGUAGUCUUCCAGACCGGCAUGGUAGGAUACCCUGAGUCCAUCACAGAUCCUUCCUAUCGAGGCCAGAUACUGGUCAUCACCUUCCCUCUGGUAGGCAACUACGGUGUGCCUUCCAGGGAGGCAACCGACAAGCUCCUUGGAGAUCUGCCCAAAUACUUCGAAGCCAACCAGAUCCACAUCGCUGGUCUUGUAACCUCUUCUUACUCCGGGGAAGACUACUCACACUAUCUUGCCACCUCCUCGCUGGGCACAUGGCUUAAGGAGCAGGGCGUUCCUGCUGUCUAUGGUGUCGAUACCAGGGCCCUCACGAAGCGGAUCAGAGUCGAAGGAAGCAUGCUCGGGCGCAUGAUGUUGCAGAAGCAGAACAAGACCAAUGGAGCCAACGGCGUUUCAAGCUAUACACAGAAGCUGAGCAGGGAAGACUUCGAGACAAUUGAGUGGGUGGACCCAAACGAGAAGAAUCUUGUCGCUGAGGUCUCUAUCAAGACCCCCAAGCUGUACUCGCCUAGUCCCGAUAAGGCGUUAAAGCAUCCAUCGGGUCGUAACCUGCGGGUGAUAAUACUUGAUGUGGGUAUGAAGCAUAACCAGCUUAGAUGUUUCCUCAACCGCGGAGUCGAGGUCAUGGUAUGCCCGUGGGACUACGACUUUUCUGGUGAGGCUGGCAAAUCCUAUGACGGACUAUUCGUUUCAAACGGACCUGGUGACCCAGCAGUCAUGAAAGACACCGUGAAACACAUCGCUGCUACCAUGGAGAAGAACCGCACUCCAGUAUUCGGUAUCUGUCUUGGACACCAGCUUCUUGCGAGAGCAGCUGGAGCUGAGACUAUCAAGUUGAAGUAUGGUAACCGUGGUCAUAAUAUUCCCUGCACAAGCAUGGUCACUGGAAAGUGUCAUAUCACAUCCCAGAACCAUGGCUACGCUGUGGACCCCAAGUCACUUCCCACUGGUUACCAGGAGCUGUUUGUCAACGCCAACGACGGCAGCAAUGAGGGAAUUAUGCAUGUCAGCAAGCCAUACUUCAGUGUACAAUUCCACCCUGAGAGCACACCUGGUCCGCGAGACACUGAGUACCUAUUCGAUGUGUUCAUCAACACCAUUCUUGACUGUGCAAAUGAUCCUAAGUUGUUGGAUGCACCUGUCAAGUUCCCCGGCGGUACAGUCGAAGAGAACAAUCGUGCACACCCCAUUGUCAGUGUCAAGAAGAUCUUGGUCCUCGGCAGUGGCGGUCUUAGCAUUGGACAAGCCGGAGAGUUCGAUUACUCCGGUAGUCAAGCUAUCAAGGCUUUGAAGGAGGAGGGCAUCUAUACUGUUCUCAUCAACCCCAAUAUCGCUACGAUCCAAACAUCGAAGGGUCUUGCUGAUAAGGUGUACUUUCUCCCUGUUACAGCCGACUUUGUGCGUAAGGUCAUUCAAUACGAGCGUCCCGAUGCCAUCUAUGUCACCUUUGGUGGUCAAACUGCCCUUCAGGUCGGUAUCCAACUCAAGGACGAGUUCGAGGAGCUUGGUGUCAAGGUUCUUGGUACACCAAUUGAUACAAUCAUUACCACCGAAGAUCGUGAAUUGUUUGCCCGCAGCAUGGAGUCCAUUGGCGAGAAGUGUGCCAAGUCUGCUUCUGCUAAUACCAUCGACGAGGCAAUGCACGUGGUCAAAGACAUUGGCUUUCCGGUCAUUGUAAGAGCCGCAUACGCUCUUGGUGGUCUGGGUAGUGGUUUUGCCAACAACGAGCAGGAACUAUUUGACCUUUGCAACAAGGCUUUUGCUGCCAGUCCCCAAGUGCUGAUCGAGCGCAGCAUGAAGGGAUGGAAGGAGAUUGAGUACGAAGUGGUCCGAGAUGCUCAAGACAACUGCAUCACGGUCUGUAACAUGGAAAAUUUCGAUCCCCUUGGUAUUCAUACUGGUGAUUCUAUCGUUGUGGCCCCUUCCCAGACCUUGUCCGACGACGACUACAAUAUGCUCCGUACGACAGCUGUCAACGUUAUUCGUCACCUCGGCGUCGUCGGAGAGUGCAACAUCCAAUAUGCCUUGAACCCCGAUUCAAAGGAAUACUGCAUUAUUGAGGUCAACGCCAGAUUGUCCCGUUCAUCGGCUUUGGCUUCCAAGGCUACCGGGUACCCUCUAGCGUUUAUUGCUGCUAAGCUGGGUCUUAACAUCCCAUUGAAGGACAUCAAGAACUCGGUCACCAAGAGUACAUGCGCAUGUUUCGAGCCUUCCCUCGAUUACGUUGUUGUCAAGAUGCCUAGAUGGGAUUUGAAGAAGUUUACUCGAGUUUCUACUCAGCUUGGUUCUUCCAUGAAGAGUGUGGGUGAAGUCAUGAGUAUCGGCCGGAACUUUGAAGAAGCUAUUCAGAAGGCUAUUCGAUCCGUGAACUUCAGCAACCUGGGCUUCAGCGAGACCAAGGCUCUUAUGUCGAUCGAUGAUGAGCUACAAACACCUUCUGAUCAACGUCUUUUUGCUAUCGCCAAUGCUAUGGCGUCCGGAUACACCGUUGACAAGAUUUGGGAGUUGACCAAGAUUGACAAGUGGUUCUUGCACAAACUGAUGGGUCUGAACAACUUUGCCGAGUCCUUGACCCAAUACAAGGUUGACGAUAUUGCUCAGCGUCCUGACGUUCUGCUCCAGGCCAAGCGCCUCGGUUUCAGUGAUGAGCAAAUUGCCAAGCACUUGUCCUCAACCGAGCUCGAAGUCCGAGAACUGCGAUUGGACGCUGGCAUCACACCUUUUGUCAAGCAGAUUGACACCGUCGCUGCUGAGUUCCCUGCAUUCACGAACUACCUCUAUCUGACGUACAAUGCAUCGGAACACGACCUUGAAUUCAAUGACCGUGGUGUCAUGGUUCUGGGUUCUGGCGUUUACCGUAUUGGUUCCUCAGUUGAGUUCGAUUGGUGUUCCGUUCGAGCCAUUCGUACACUGAGGGAAACUGGUUUCAAGACAGUUAUGGUGAACUACAACCCCGAGACCGUCAGUACCGAUUAUGAUGAAGCGGACCGUCUUUACUUUGAAAACAUCACUCUCGAGACUAUCCUCGAUAUCUACCAAAUGGAAGGAGCAAGUGGUGUUCUUGGAGCGAUGGGUGGCCAGACACCCAACAACAUUGCCCUCCCACUUCACCAUGCGGGUGUCAAGGUACUUGGAACCUCGCCUGAAAUGAUCGACACUGCCGAAAAUCGAUUUAAGUUCUCCCGUACACUCGACAGAAUUGGUGUUGAUCAACCCGAUUGGAAAGUCCUGACCAGUCUUGAAGAGGCCAAGACAUUCUGCAACAAGGUCUCUUACCCAGUACUUGUCCGCCCGUCAUACGUUUUGUCUGGCGCCGCCAUGAACACUGUAUACUCUGAGGCCGACCUCGAGUCCUUCCUAGACCAGGCCGUGGACGUCUCGCCUCUGCACCCAGUUGUCAUCACAAAAUACAUUGAGAACGCCAAGGAGAUUGAAAUGGACGCCGUUGCCAAGGAUGGUAAGGUUAUUGGCCACUUCAUCUCUGAGCACGUUGAGAACGCUGGCGUUCACUCUGGUGAUGCCACUCUUAUCUUGCCUCCGCAGGAUCUUGAGCGCACCACAAUUGCACGCAUCGAGGAUGCCACUAGGAAGAUCGGUGCUGCUUUGAACGUCACUGGCCCUUUCAACAUUCAGUUCAUCGCCAAGGAUAACGACAUCAAGGUCAUUGAAUGUAACGUCAGAGCAUCACGAUCGUUCCCCUUUGUGUCCAAAACCAUGGGUGUAGAUCUCAUCGAGAUGGCCACUAAGGCGAUCAUGGACGUCCCCUUUGUGGCGUACCCUGCUACAACGAUUGCACCAGAUUGUGUCGGUGUCAAGGUUCCCCAAUUCAGUUUUUCUCGACUUUCAGGAGCAGACCCUGUGUUGGGUGUGGAAAUGGCAUCUACUGGAGAGGUUGCUUGCUUCGGUGCUAAUAAGUAUGAGGCCUAUCUCAAAGCUCUGAUCUCUACUGGCUUCAAAAUCCCGAACGCCAACAUUCUUUUGUCAAUCGGAUCCUACAAGGACAAGCAGGAGAUACUGCCUUCUGUCGCCAAGAUGCAGAAACUCGGCUAUAAACUCUUUGCCACUGCGGGAACCGCUGAUUUCUUGCAAGAGAACGGUAUCCCUGUUCAAUAUCUCGAAGUCCUUGGUGCCGACGAAGAGGACCAGAGGUCCGAGUAUUCCUUGACGCAGCAUCUUGCCAACAACAAGAUCGAUCUGUACAUCAACUUACCAUCCAACAACAAGUACCGUCGACCGGCCAACUAUAUGAGCAAGGGAUAUCAGACUAGACGUAUGGCCGUUGACUACCAGAUUCCUCUGGUUACCAAUGUCAAGAACGCCAAGAUUCUGGUUGAGGCUAUUGCCAGACAUUUCGAUCUCGAGGUCAGGAACACCGAUUAUCAGACAAGCCACAGGACAAUUGUCCUACCAGGCUUGAUAAAUGUUGCUGCAUUCGUUCCUGGAAUUGUUACGCAAGGCAGCCAUGAUCUCCAGGCCGUUACCAAGGCUUCCGUUGCUGCGGGUCUCACUAUGAUCCGUGUGAUGCCGUUGGGUGUAGAAGGCUCCAUCAUUGAUGCUAAGAGCCUGAAGCUAGCUCAGCAGAACAGCAAGCGCGGUGGUUACUGUGACUACAAUUUCUCUGUGUCGGCUACAUCGGACAAUGCAGAUCAGAUCAGCCAAGUCACAAGCGAGGUUGGCUCGCUCUUUAUUCCUUUCAACCACCUGUCAGAUAACAUCAACAAGGUUGCAGCUGUCAUGGCUCACUUUGACUCUUGGCCAACGCACAAGCCUAUUAUGACAGAUGCGAAGACCACGGAUCUUGCCUCGAUCUUGCUGCUCGCGAGCCUCCAUAGCAGACGCAUCCAUGUCAGUAGUGUCACCACGAAGCAAGAUAUCCGUUUGAUUGCUCUUAGCAAGGAAAAGGGCCUGAACGUAACUUGUGACGUUUCAAUCUACUCCCUAUAUCUAUCCCAGCAAGAUUAUCCAGAGUGCAAGGCUCUACCCACUGUUGCCGAUCAAAAGGCUCUUUGGGACCAUCUCAGCACUAUCGACGUGUUCUCUAUUGGCAGUCUUCCAUACCAGCUGGCCCACAGCCAAAAUGUAGAGGCAGACCCUCUUGUUGGUAUUGCUGAUACCCUCCCACUGCUUCUGACAUCCAUUACCCAAGGCAGAUUGACCGUUGACGACGUCAAGACACGUCUGUAUGACAAUCCAAAGGAGAUAUUCGAGCUCCACGAGCAAGUUUCUACUUCCAUUGAGGUAGAGAUCGACCGUUCGUACACCGUUCCCUCCACAGGCACAUGGACUCCAUUUGCUGGCAAGAUCAUGAAGGGUGCCGUACAACGUGUGACCUUCAACGGCAAGACUGUCUGCCUCGAUGGCGGCGUUCUACCUAUUCAACCCCUUGGACAAGAUAUGUCAACUCAUGGCAGCAUGCCGGCUCCUAUGUCACCGGCUGUCAAGCCUACUACUCAUCCACUUGGAUUCGGCUCAGACAGUCCACAUGGUAGACGCCAAUCCGUUCUCGCACAAAGACCUUCCUUCAGGCCUCGGGCAUUGGAUGGUGCUCUUGAUGACGGACGAAGAGUUUCCACGACCGGGGAGGAGUUUGGUCUUCCUCUCACUGUUCAACAACCUUCCACGGAUUCUCUCAAACAGUUGCUCCGACAGUCCAACUCUUUCAAAGGACAACAUGUCCUGUCAGUGAAGCAGUACAACCGUUCUGACCUGCAUCUUCUUUUCACCGUUGCUCAGGAGAUGCGAGUGGGUGUCCAACGAGAGGGUGUUCUUGACGUCUUGAAGGGUCGUGUUCUCACGACUAUGUUUUACGAACCAUCAACACGCACAUCAGCUUCAUUUGAUGCAGCUAUGCAGCGUCUUGGUGGUAGGACAAUUGCCAUCACCACUUCUCACUCUUCCGUCCAGAAGGGAGAGACACUUCAGGACACUCUAAGAACGCUUGAGUGCUAUGGCGAUGCCGUCGUCCUCCGACAUCCUGAAGAGUCAUCCGUUGAUGUUGCAAGGAAGUUUGCGCAUGUACCUGUCAUCAACGGUGGUAAUGGCAGCAAGGAGCAUCCCACACAGGCAUUCCUUGACCUGUUCACUAUUCGGGAAGAGCUUGGUACCGUUCAAGGUCUGACUAUCACUUUCGUCGGUGAUCUUUUGUAUGGCCGUCCGGUACACUCGCUAGUGUACCUACUGCGACACUACCAAGCUAGAGUGCAGCUCGUUUCCCCCAAGUCACUCAGACUGCCACCCAAGGUCCGUGAGCAACUUGUUGCCUCUGGCCAGCUCUUGUGCGAAUCCGAGACCUUGACCAAGGAGAUUCUCGCCAAAAGUGAUGUCUUGUACUGCACCAGGGUACAGAAGGAGAGGUUCUCCACCGUAGAGGAGUACGAGGCAGUCAAGGAUUCUUACCGCAUUGAUAACGCGACUUUGAAGCAUGCAAAGAGUACGAUGGCAGUGUUGCACCCUCUACCCAGAAAUGAGGAGAUCGCGGAGGAGGUUGACUUUGACCACAGAGCGGCGUACUUCAGACAGAUGAGAUACGGUCUUUACUGCCGCAUGGCAUUGUUGGCGUUGGUCAUGUCCCACUAACGUGGCGUAUUUGACUGGCGUUUCACAAGAUGCUCUAUGUCUUCAUAGAUCAUCGGUGUGUUUUGAAAAUCUAGAUAGCUAUCCUAGCCUACGGUGUAUUUCGGGGGGGGUUUUUUUUUUCGUGUCUAAAGGUAGAAAGGCAAACUGCAUCAUUAGACAUUUGCAUGGCACAAGCCACUCAUGAGUGAAAUGACUUAAAUAUCAUGGGUACGUGGCGUUUUUGCGUAUGCCUUGGGCGGCGUAUGCUGGGUAUUUCUGUACUGUGUAUUACGUAUGUGUACAAUACGUUUAUGUGUAUAUAGUUGUAUAUAUGUACUAAAUUCGUUCCGUUCGGCU